GUGACGCCACUUCCGGCCGCCCCGGCGCGCCGGUCGCGCUCCCUCCCCAUGGCGGCGGCUGCGGGCGGGGCGGGCGGCGACAGCGGCGCCAUCGACUACUCGGUGCAUGAAGCGUGGAACGAGGCCACCAACGUGUACCUGCUGGUGGUGCUGGCCAGCCUCGCCCUCCUCGUCUACGCGCGGCGGAACAAGAGGAGGAUCAUGCGCAUCUUCACCCUGCCCCCGGCCGCCGAGACGCCGCCCGAGCCCAACUUCUAUGACAGCAUGAAGAAGAUCCGGCUGCGGCAGCAGCUGGAGAUGUACUCCAUCGCGAGGAAGUAUGAACAGCAGCAGCAGCCCCCAAAACAGCCGGAAAGCGUCCAGCUCUCGGUGGAGUGACGCCCACGCGUGUGGGAGCUCAGGAGAUGGAUCCAGCGCUGCUGCUGAGGUCAGCACAGGGACAUUGUCCGUGCCUUGGCAUUGGUACGUACCCGAAGGCAAGGGGGAAAGGAAGGCGAUUUGCCUGACAACCUUGUUCUCGGUACCUUUUCCUUGAGCCUGUGAAGGAAACUGAACGCCUACAAAAUCGUUCAGCAUGGAAGAGCCAGCGCGGGAGAGACCUGCUCAGAGCAGCCUCUGAGGGCAGACAAGUGCGGGCUUAACCAAUGUUUUAAAUUCUUUCUCGCUGACAGCACCUUGGGAAUCAGCUUCUACCUUCUCUGGUUAUGGUAGAGAAAGCAAGGCAGUACCUAUCAAAACCGGUUUGUUCCUUAAUCAUGGAUUGUUGAACUUGCCAAAUGCAUUUGGUAAAGGUGAACGCGGGUGCUGCGGCCUCGCUGCCCAGCGAAGGGGAGCAGCUCUGAGAACCCGGAGUGUCGCUGGCGGCAGCGCACAACGCUUCUCAUCUCCGCGUUUGUGCAGAGGUCGUGUAUACAACGCUGUCAGCCUUUCCUGGAGAAGCUUUGAAAACCGAGACGUACACGGGCAACUGCAUGUCUAGAAAACACUUCAGGGAAAUACUAUGAUGCUAAUAGCAAAGGCGGUUAGCUUAAUUUAGCCUAAUUGGUCUAAAUAAUGAGAUUGUCUGUAAGCAUGUGCGUAAACAGAAAGAGCACAGCUUGUCCAGAACAGACAUCCCGCCCCAGUCUUGUAUUUCUUCCAAGAUAAACCACGAAAUAAAAGAAUUUAAAGAACGCUGCAGAAGUGACUUCUGAAUAAAAGCAUCUAAUCGUGAAAACUACUUGAAGACGUAUCACACUGUCAUUCCUGAUGUUGUGUGACUUGAGCAGGCUGAGCGGGGAACAGAACGCUAAGAGCAGAGUGCUGGAGCCUGUGCCCAGGAAGAGGUGGGGUUUUUUUUGCAGUUCUGUGCUAAAAUACCUUAAGCCUUGGAGCACUAGCAGACAGCACAGCAGUUCACCGGGAGGUGAGGAAACCUGCCUUAUUUACCCCAUCUCAUAGAAUCAUGGAAUUGUUUCAGUUGGAAGAGACCCCCAGGAUCAUCGAGUCCAACCACAACCCAACUCUGUCACUAACCCGUGUCCCUGAGAACCUCAUCUAAACGCCUUUUAAACCCCUCCAGGGCUGGUGGCUCCAGCACUGCCCUGGGCAGCCUGUUCAAUGCCCCACAGCCCUUUGGGGAAGAACUUUUUCCGAACAUCCAGUCUAAAUCUCCCCUGGCACAACUUGAGGCCAUUUCCUCUUGUCCUGUCACUGGUACUUGGGAGAUGAACGCCCUCCAUGCUCCAAGCUCCUUUCAGGCAGUUCAGACAGCGAUCAGGUCUCCCCUCAGCUCCUGUUCUCCAGCUGAACCCCCAGGUCCCUCAGCCGCUCCAUCACACUUGUUCGUUGUUUGAAGUUGUCUGCACUUCAGCGUCUGUAAGGGCAAUACAGGUGUCAUGAUGAGGAGCUUCUCAGGAGCAGAAGUGGAUGAUGAGAGGAGAUGAAGAAAUCAGACAUUUAAGAAGUUGGCUCGAGUUUCCGUUACAGGCAUGGAAAAGUUUCUGAGGCCAAGCCAUGCGAGAAGAACAUGAGUAAAGAAGAGGGAGAUGUAGACCCAGACUUGCUAGAAGGGAUUGCGGGAUUUGGGAGGACGCUGCGCAAACGUCACGUAGUUUGCUUGCUCGUUCAUUUGCCUGUGGCCCCUGGAUCCUAAUACCUUGUUCACGUGUCUGUUUGGAAGCUGAGAAAUCCCCUCACAUCUGUGUCUUUAAUAUAAUCGCAGCUUCAAGCGCGUUUUAGGAACAGCAGAACGUCGCCGUAGUUUUUAUUUGUGGAUUAGAAAGCUGCUGCUUUGUACUCAUAAUCAAUUUUGUGUCUUUGUAGAAAUGUACACUGAGCAUGGGGAGACCAGACAAUGACCAUUACGGAACAGGAAAUCAGAGGGUUUGCUUGCAUUUAAUAUAAGCAGCCUUUGCGUAGAAAGUGUGACAGGUAUAUAGGUAAAAGAAAAAAAAUAGUGCUAGUUCUCUGAUUUGCGAAACCGUAUAAUGUAUUCUUGCGCUGUCCUGAGACAGACGGCAUCUCAAAUGUGAAUCGCUUCAGUCUUUUUUUGUUUGACCGUUGGUCACAAGAACAUUCCAGAUGGGCACGGGCUGUAGGGUUUUAAGUUCAGCUUGCUUAGGUUUGAGUUGGGGAGAGCUGUUUAGAAACGUAGGGGUUUUUACCGAAGUGUCUCUGGGGAAAUCCUGGCCCUGCCCGUGGUCCAGCACGUCACCGUCCUGUGAACAGACCGACUUCGGAGUCUCUGUUACGGAGCUGCUAAGAGAUUGACGAGUGCGUAUAUAAAGUUUUGAAAUGAGCGGUCGUUUCCGGUAUUGGACAGAGCUGCUGGUAGAGGCAAAGAGCAUCUCUGUUUUUCUUCUGAACUCUUAUCUGGUGUUUUAGCCUUAAUAAAAGGCCGUGGUUAUUUUUGCAUACUGACUGAAUAUUUGGCCUUUAAGAGUAUAUAAUUAGGCGGAAGAGUAAAAGCAGUUGUUAAAGGACUGUUUUUUUCUAAUGAAAAUAGUUUGAAAUCAUAUAAUUUUAGUUUCUUCUGAAUGGAUGUGAUUAGUGUGUUGGAAAUAAUUUACAGUGGAUAUAAAGGGAACGGUUGAGAGACAGUGGCGGAGAAUGUGUGCCGCUAUUUUUGUAGCUAACAGUUAUAUUUUUUCCAUCUCUUUACUUAGAUCUCGCCAUAUAAAUGAGCAGCUAAAUUACAAUUGGGUACAAAACCGAUUUGCACUUACUGAUAUUUAUAUUUUAAAGUAGGUAUUAUUGUACUGAUCGAUAAGUAAAUCGCGAUGACUGUGAGAAAAUCCUGGCCUACAUUAUUACUCGAUGGAAAAAUUACUAUGGGACAGUGUUGUCUGUAUGCUGUGAAAAUGUUCUCAUGGAUUUUUAGUUGCUGAACCUGACAUCAAUAAACUUCAGUUCCUGUUGUUGACUGGCA
Columba livia (rock pigeon) is the source of this 3409-nucleotide messenger RNA. RefSeq names its product small integral membrane protein 19 (gene SMIM19). The record is from RefSeq and is a predicted model, not a curated record. Lineage: Eukaryota; Metazoa; Chordata; Aves; Columbiformes; Columbidae. Bases 49 to 378 code for a protein of 109 amino acids. The transcript has 4 exons.